Messenger RNA from Hipposideros armiger (great roundleaf bat), 963 nucleotides. It is a transcript of the gene TCEAL9, whose product is annotated as transcription elongation factor A like 9. The coding region runs from base 292 to 603 and encodes 103 amino acids. Lineage: Eukaryota; Metazoa; Chordata; Mammalia; Chiroptera; Hipposideridae. The record is from RefSeq and is a predicted model, not a curated record. The transcript has 3 exons.
CACGUGACCAGGAGUCGACGUGUGCAGAAGUCCUGUUAGUCUGGUCCUUGUUCUCGCCUGGGUACCAGCUUCCUUCUGCAGCGCGACUGCGGGGCCUGAGGCCAGGGAAAGGAGAAAGCCAAUCUGCCGGAAUUUUGCAGCUAACUUGCACUGUGGAGAGGGAGAGAACCGGGGGAAACAGAAGGUGAGAAAGUUUCCAUAACCAAGAACCUUAAAGAGGAAAAAGAAGUAAUUGUAUUCAAAGAGGAAUAAGCAGAGAAAAAGGAGGGAAGGGAAGAAGAGAGACACAAGAUGAAACCCUGUCAAACUGAAGGAAAACCAGAAAAUGAGAGCGAACCAAAGCUUGAGGAAGAGCCAAAGCCUGAGGAAAAGCCAGAGGAGAAGGAAGAGCCAGAGGAGGAGGAAAAAACAGAAGGAACUUUUAGAGAAAGGCUGAUUCAGUCUCUCCAGGAAUUUAAAGAAGAUAUACACAACAGGCAUUUAAGCAAGGAUGAUAUGUUUAGAGAGGUGAAUGAAAUAGAUGAGAUAAGGAGAGUAAGAAACAAACUUAUAGUGAUGCGUUGGAAGGUUAAUCGAAACCAUCCUUACCCAUAUUUAAUGUAGUUUACCUUGAUUUUUAUUCUUUCUGAUAUUAACAUUGCCAUAUAGCUUUCUUUCGAUUUGCAUUUUCCUGAUACAUCUUUGUCCAUUUUUCUACUUUUAACUUGUUGCUUGCUAUUAGUGGUGUUAGAUGCAUCUCUUCUUAUCUACAUUCCCAUUGUUUAUCAUAUUUUGAACCAAUCUCCAAGUCUCUGCCUUUUAAUAGGAGAGCUUUACUCAUUUGUACAAAAAGAAGAUCCUGACAAGAUAUGAAAUGAAAAAAACGUUAUUAAGUAAUAUGUCAGUAUCAUAUUUUUAAAAGGGAAGAUUACAUUUGUAUAUUACAUAUAUGCACAGAAAAAUGUGUGAAGGAUGAAAGACAAA